AUAUCUUUAUAUAUGUGUGUGUAUAUAUAUAUACAUAUAUAUUUUGCUCUUGUUCUUCCUUUUGGUAGAAGUUUUUUUUUUGGGAAUUUGAGUUAAAUUAGUUUGUGUUAUUAAUGGGGAGUGGUUAUUUUGGGGAGCCAAGUUUAGGGAAUAAUAAUGAUAGAGGGAGCGGAUCAUCAUCGUCCUCAUCACCGUCGUCCAGAAGAGGGAAAAAGGGUGGUUCUGAUAAGCAGCCAAGGCAACCCCAAAGAGGCCUUGGAGUUGCUCAGCUUGAGAAGAUCAGAUUGCAUGGUGAAAUUGCUUCUGCUGGUUUUCAUCCCACUUCUUACACUUUCACUAAUGAUCAAGAAAUAGCAAGGGUGCAAACAGGUUAUGGGUCGGUACCAUCGUCGACUUCCUCUUCCCCGUCUUAUGGCUUCCCCUCUAAUAUUAUGAUGGGGUUUGGAGAAUAUGAAAGAAGAAACCUGAGAGAUGGUGAUUCGCAGUAUAGCACAAGAUGGGAUCCAAGCAAUAAUGGUGGGAUCUUAGAGAGCCAACAUUUUGCACAGCCAAAUAUGACAUGCUAUCUUCAAAAUCCACAAGCAGAUCAGUGGACACAAAGCAGAAGGAGCAAAAGGCAAGAGAGGAGUGGAAAUAUGGGUCAAAAUCCUGAAGGGUGUGAGAGUCAAGAAUUGGAUUUGGAGCUUAGACUCUCAAUAAUCUAAUCUAAAAUUAAUUAAACAGUUAUAUAUUAAUUGGAUAUUUGGUUUUGGAUUUGGAUAAACCCCUGUUUUCAUCAAUACACAUCAUUUUCAGUGGGAAAUUAGUGGAACAAUUAUAAUCAUCCUCUGAUCUCUCUCAAUUGAUGUAAGUCAAGAGAGACCAACACCAACACCAACGGUUUCUUCAUUUUCUUCUAAAUCUCUAAUCCAUGAUCAUAUAUACACAAAUAUAUAUAUGUAUCAAUGUAACCCCUCAUCUCCUAUCUCAUUUCCUUCUUCAAUACUAUUUUCUUAUUUCUUGAUUAA
Cucumis sativus (cucumber) is the source of this 1007-nucleotide messenger RNA. Its product is annotated as protein SPEAR1. The coding region runs from base 114 to 704 and encodes 196 amino acids. Gene Ontology annotation, molecular function: DNA-binding transcription factor activity. The record is from RefSeq and is a predicted model, not a curated record. The transcript is spliced from 5 exons. NCBI's taxonomy places the organism in Eukaryota, Viridiplantae, Streptophyta, Magnoliopsida, Cucurbitales, Cucurbitaceae.